Messenger RNA from Amoebophrya sp. A25, 7203 nucleotides. NCBI's taxonomy places the organism in Eukaryota, Dinophyceae, Syndiniales, Amoebophryaceae. The record is from the annotation of a GenBank genome assembly.
CCUACCACUAGACUCUAGUAGAGAUGAAAGAUAUCUUUAGAACAACUCACCUUCACAUCGAGAGAAUAUAGAAAUGACACACGGAGGGCCAGGGCCGUCUUGCAGUCUCUCGUGAGCACUCCGUCUCCGUUCACAGUGCAGCCAUUUUCGUUCCUGCACCGGCAUCAGGACCUCCUCCACUACCCAAAGCAAGAUGCCAGAACAACUCGUCCCAGAGGACGUAAUGGUGCCUUCAUCCGGGAUGCACCAAGAUGGGGACCCUACAGUUGGUGCACCAGACGGCACCGGCAGCCGCUUUGAUGAAAUGUCCGAAAGGAUCCGACAUCUGGAAUCCGAAAAGACCAUGUACAUGCAAAUGGCACACGCGAUCAAGGGCAAUAUUCGUGUUUUUUGCCGAUUGAGACCGGUACCGGUCAGCGGAGCAGCUGGAGGUGGGAGUAAUCUUAUGCGAAAUUACAACGAAAAUAUAAAUAAUGAUCUCGUCCUACGAAAACUUCUAUUCCUAUCGCCCUGACGGUUCUUCACUCGAACUCACUGUAAAUGAAGAAGAUAAUGAUGAACAAAGGAAUUAUAGGAAUUUACUACAGCAUGGACCUUCAUGAUCUUGUUCCUCUUCCUCCUCUUAGAAGUAGAACUGAGUCAAAAAGUCGACCACCACACACUUCUAAAACAGCUUCCUCUUCCGCGUCAACCAUUGCUGCAAGUAGGCUGAAAGUUAUUUCGGAGACGCAGCUAGAGGUAAACCUCAACGCCGAAUAUGGCAUGCGUGGGGAGCCGAGACUUAUGGCCGUAAUCUUUGGAUGACCUAGUUUACAACAGUGUUCGUGGUCUUGGACUCUGUACUACUUAGAAAUUUGACUUCCGCAACAGAUACAAGACAGUUUUCUAUCUCUUAGGGAGAGUAUUUAAUACUUCAUCUAAUCCGAAGUAUUUAAUAUUUCAUACUAAUUAAGCUUCUUGAAUUCUAAGGCCAACGAGAUUGUUGUUAGUUAGAAGGAGGCUGGAGAUACUACAAGUGGUUUGCCUCAGAUCAUUCUCUAAUCUCAGAAAAACCCUUCUCCCUGCUGAAGCCUCAAACGGCGCGACGACAUCAACCGCGUUACUCAAUAGGAACAUGAGCGCGACGGGGGAGCUCAUCGGGGAUGGCGGUUUUCAAGGCAAUAAUGUGCUGUCGCACCAACAAAGUGCUGCAAUGCUCAUUACGGAACGAUAAUAUCAACAGUCACAAGUACUUAAGUAGAAGGAAGUUCUUUCCGUUUUCAGUAAAAGGAAUUUCAAGAAUGAAUCUCGUAGUCUCUUCUCCAACUCUAAUCGGCACAACGAACCCAAACUUUUCUUUUUCGAUCGACUCUUCGCGGAAGGCGACAGCGACGAAAACGUUUUCGGGGUCGUCAAUGAGGAGAUUCGAGCCGCGCUUGAGGGGCACUUCGUGAGUCUCAUAGCCUACGGUGCAACUGGCAGUGGAAAGACGCAUACUAUUUUACGGAAGAUGAUAGUUUUUGUAUUGUAGUUGUUGUUCUUUGACCUUACUCAGGUCACCCAUCAUGAUCCUCGGAGUCGAGCAGGUGCCGGCGGAGCUCGAUGUGCAGGAUCCAUAACCUAACCUAACCUACAGCUGUGGAGUGAUUUCGCUUUUUGUACUAGCAUUUAUUAUACUGAACAAAAGAAGAAGAACAUACACAUACCAGAAAGUCUGAGAAUCUAGUCAGUAGACGGCCACCAGUAAAAUAACACUGGCACCUCUCUUUCUAAUCCCUUCCAACCUCGGGAGGCGGAUGGGUUCUCAAUUACAGCAGUACUGCAACCAAACUGCGAAAUGCGGUGAUCUGAUGGACCUCCAGAUUCAAAUUUUGGAGAUCUAUAACGAACAAAUUCGAGACUUGUUGUUGGAACAAGAAUCUGGUGGGAGUGUUAUGAUAGAGGAGUCCUAGUAUGGAAGAGGAAUUGAUAACCUCUAUGAUCCAGCACCGCCGCUCGUUAGACGGCCGCAGACGGUUGAAUUGAUAACCUGGAGGUCUUUCUUCAAGCCUCACAUUGAAACUCAAGGCUGCUGUCUUCAGGCCGGGGCCUUUAAUUAUAUGGCCUUUUCUAAUCUGAGAAGCAGCAGUUACAACCAUUUAGCGACCCCGCCGCCCGCGAUUCGAAUCGUGAACAAACAGGACACAACUUCCUCAAGCAUUGGGGCCUCAUCCUCCUCUUCGGCAGUUCCUGUUAAGGCUCAAAAUGAUUCAUCUCACUCUUUUGAUUCACUUUUCUGAGGCCGCUAUGAGAAGAUGCACUGAGGUUCUACUUUCGUUCUUUGAUCCAAUUUUCUGAGACUUCUAUCAAAUGAACCUUACGCUUACCUUAUAGAAGACGAAUCAGCUUGAUGACUUGAUGAGCGCUAACUUCUCAAGCGCCGUCUAUGCCACACCUGUAACUACUUUGAGACUGGACCCAAAUUCCUGUGCUGAGGGAUUGGAACAGGCAAUGCGAGUGGGAACGCGAAAUCGCGUGACCCAUGUAACCAAUGUGCACGACCGCAGUUCACGCAGUCAUUUGAUCAUCACGCUGUUCUUGAGGCGGACCUCCGGAGUGACGGGUGAGUUGCUGCAAGCGGGGAAGCUGAACUUGGUGGACUUGGCGGGGAGUGAGAGGGUAAUCCAUUUUUUGGAGGAUGUCCGAGGCCAAAAGCUAGUAGGUGGAGGAAGGUGUUGAGGUAAGUAGAUUAUAGAAAAAGCAGUGAACUAGUAAAGAUCACUGAAUCUGAAUCCCUCCAGUCCCUAUAUUAAUUAAUAAUCUCAUCUUGACACACUACUUGACACACUUCUACGUCAUGCACCAGGUAAAGAAAUCCGAAGCUACUGGGGAACGAUUGAAGGAGGCGCAGCAUAUCAACAAGUCUUUGUCCGCACUAGGCGAUGUUAUCUGGGCCUUCGAGAGAAAGCUGAACCAUAUACCCUAUCGGAACAGUAAGCUGACGCAUCUGCUACAAGAUUCUCUAGGCGGUCCGACGACACGCACAGUGAUGAUCAUCACUUGCAACCCGCACAUCAACAGCACCCAGGAAACUUUGCAUACACUGCAGUUUGGAUCCAGGGUGAAUUCAGUUGCGAUGAAUAAGUUAAGGCAACAAUAAGGGAAGAACAUGUGAUGUUGGUGAUAUGAUGCUUGAGCGUGGGUUUGGAUUUUUUGAGUUCGUGGCAACUGCAUAGAAGUUAUAAUGCAGCUUGUGCAAGAGCAAGUUCUUUUGAGAAGUAAAAAGUGCAGCGAAUGUGCACUGAUCCCGUUUCUAUGAAACAAGUACAAGGACUAGUACUUAGCCUGCAAACUUACCUUAUCAUGUUUCAACCAUAAGAAGAAGUUACGGCGUCACAAGUGCAGAAGUGACGUGUUGUGGACUGUGUCCGAACCAUAAAUGAAUCUAAACCUUCUACUAUGUAUGUUGCUGCACUUCUAACCUCUGGCAGCAUGGUGAACUGCGUGGAGCAGAACCGUCUCCAGGCUCUCGUCGAUCAAGAACAGGGCAAAGUUGAGAAGGAAGUGGAACGCAACGCACUGUUGGAACGCGAGAUUGUGAAUAGAGACGACAAGUUGAAGUCUCUUCGCGUUGAGCUACAGGAUAUGAGGACUAGGAUAGGCCAAGUAGGCACGCUGGAGCGCAAGCUUCUCGCGUCAGAACAAGAACGAGCUCGACAAGCAAAAGAGAUAGAACGCCUUAGAGGGGCUCUGCUUCAGAACGGAGGAGCUACGAGCGGAGGAAGCAAGACUACUGCUCCUGUUCAUUCUCAUAGUUGUACUAACGACAACACGGGAGAAGGGUACUAUAAGAUGAAUGUGAACCAGCUAGAACAAGAGGAAAAUCAGCUGAGUAGAACUGACACCAGUCAUAGUAGUAGCACUGCUAGUGCAGCUAACAUGAACAAGAACAUUAGUGGAGCUGGAGGCUCAUCAGCCUCAGGAGGAGCACCUGGAAGUGCACCUACGUCCGCCACAUCCGCAACCAGAUUCACUCCUCAUAGUCGAGUUCCUGCUGUCACACAGCAACACACGUCGUUGUCCCCAGGUCGUGCCACUUCUUCUAAGAAUUGUUCGUUUACAGCAGUAGGAGGUGGUGGCGCUUCAACGACUAACAUAACCUCAAGCACAGCCUCCAGUCGGAGAGCUACCAGUAUGAACUACUCACCAAGAGGUUACCAAUCGCAACUCUCGAGCCACUUAGUGAGCUCAUCGACAAACACAAGUUCAUCGUCCUCGUCGUCUAGUGGCACUACAGGUGGAGGAAAUGCGAGCGGCAAUGUUCUUGCAGCUAAUGGUACAGAAGUCGAAGAUCAUGCUCACCAGCCACAUGUUGCUCAUCAAAGAACAUCUUCUACUUCUACCUCCUACCAUCCUAGUGGCGCAGCGACUUUUCGAGGUGGUAGUCGGUCUCCAGUUUGCUUGACGCAGCGCAAACCAAUAGCCUCAGCAAGAGGUCAGCCUGGCGCCUCCUCUUCAUUGGCUGGAGGCGCCGUGGCAUCGUAUAAAACUGCUUCCCCACUAGUUGCAGCAGCAUCCUCGUCAAAUACAGGCGCAGGUGGUAGCGGCGCUAGUGGAGUAGUAUCCUCAACUACUACUCCUGCUGUGUCAUCCAGGACGAGAGGCCCAGCAGCUGGAGCAACUAGAACGAGUGUCACGGUGUCAGCUGGCGCCACGUCAAGCGGACAGACGAAAGUGGCAGGAUCCUCUGGGAAUCCAGCUAACGCAAGUCAUCAGCACAACACGAGUUCUCAUCAUGGAGGACAACAACUCCAACAUGGCACCACCUCCAGUACUACCAACACAAGAGCAGCAAGCAGUGGCGCGACUCGCCAACCCGGUUCUGCGUAUGUGAUCAGUCCUGCUACAGGAGGGUCCUCCCACCAGAUGAGGCAACAUCUACCGGCUUCUGGGGCCUUAUCUUAAGGCUCACGACUUCUUUGUCAUCUCGGACGUUUUUUCCGCUAUAGGUGGUCACUCUACUCUCUAGAUACAGUUGUAGUUCCCUUCUUGGGAUCCUGAGGAAAGAGAAACAAGCUACGAUCCUGAAGAAAUAAAUUGCUGUGAGGCUUAAAAGUACGACCACUAGGGUGGAUGCCAAUCAAUCAAUCAAUCAAUUGCUGUGAGCUCUAAUUAUCUGCACGUCUCUCUCUGACGCCAGGAACGUUGUCGCCUUUGGUGCCCAUGCUAGGCUUUGUCAAUUACAACAGAACGGGGAGUGACCAAGGUUCUGCCCAACUACAUGCUGGAACUUCCUCUAGUAUUAAGACUUCUUAUCCAGGAGUUCCCGUAGUUUCCUCUCGCGGUACAGGCUCAGGCCAACAUUCCCAACAUUCUCAACAACAACAUCCAACAACGAGUUGUAAUGUACCAUCCAGUAGUACUAGCGGUUCGAACUCUGUUUCUCAUGUGUCUGGAACAACAUCCUCUUCCUCCUCUGUAACACGAAUAGUCGGAGGCCAUGGCCAACACCAAGCUACCAUGAAUGCAACUACAACAUCUACUCGAGCAAAUAGUGAGGCGCCAACAAGAAAAAAUAGUUUUGGCUUACCUCAAGUACGGACUCCCCACCUACUGUUUCCAACGAAAGGGGCGGCUGUCGGCAACGGAAUACCACCACCGUCGCCAGCCUAUGCAGCAGAAGCCAAUAGGCCACAGUACUUAGACGUUUUCAGCUGCGAUCCUAGCAUUUAUUAAUUUUUGGACAGAGUAGUUGUACUCAGUACUCGUAAUACUAGGUAAUUGGGCUCCUCUACUGCGAUUCUGAAAGUUGAUCUUUACGUCUUCCCCUUCCAGUUCCAAGUAGCCUGAUUAUAGAUACAGAUAUAAUUUACAUGCUCAACGUAAGGAAGAAAGGCUCUCUUCUCGAUUUAGAAGGUACUUAGAUAUGGCGAAGAAGGUGUGAAGUAGUUGUAUCCACGAAUUCACCACGAAUUCAACAUGUUCUUCAUCUUCCUCCUUGUACCAGGAUCAUCAUAUAUUACAGAAAAUGGCGAAGAAUACUGUACUUAGAUAGACGUUUUCAGCUGAGAUCCUAGCAUUAGAUAGACGUUUUCAGCUGAGCAUCCUAAUCUCUGUCUACUUCCAAACGCAAACACCAGGUACUUCAUCCAAGAAAUCGAUGCUUCGGAAGCACGGGAAUUUUGUAGUCAGUAUAAACAUCUGUCAGAAAUGACGACGGAGGAUGCGGAGAUGAUCAUCCUCAGUCGAGACCCGGUGAUGAAGCAUUCGGAUUCACAGGUAUGCUGUUAAACUCUGUCUGAGAUUACUGCUGCCUACUUCGUAGAGGAUGCUCAUAGUGAUUGUUUAGAAAUUCACAUCAUCUUCGCUUGAUGAUGAAGUGAAAAACCUGACUCAGGUUUCCGUCUCCUCAACCGGCAGUGACAUCAGAACUCGUUUGCAAAGGAGUUUGAAGAUGGAUGUUGACAAGGGCCCGCCAGGACGAUUCACGGAAACGAACCAUAGUACGAGAACUCAUAGCACAAGAGGAAAUACAAAUAGUAGUGGAGUAGGAAAGCGUAGUUGGAAUUUCGUGGUUUGAUGAAUCUGAAGAACUUCAAGAUUUAUUACAUUUGAUAACAAUGGAUACGUGACAGAAAGUCUUCGAAUAGUCUUAGCAACAAAGAAAUAGCGUAUUCGGUCCCUUUUAUGGAUCAUCUUUCACAGUCAAAUGCCCUUAGGUAAAGAUACACCGCAUAAGAUUAAACUCAAUAACUAAACAUGUUUGUUUCUUUGAGAAUGUUGAUAGAGAUAGACAUAACAAGGUCUAGUAAGUAUCACCAUGACUACAACACGACACAAUUACAUCCGAUAACAUAAGGGUCGAUUUUUUACUAACUUUUUUCGCAGAUGCUAAGAACAUCUGCCGAUUCGUCUACCGACAAAAUAUUAAGCAAUGGUACUGUUGCUCAACAUAUCAUAAGGAUGAAUAUAAAUCUUCUGUGGUGGUGGUGCAACACCCGGACUCUGCGAUGAAUGCAAAACAAUCACUGUAGCACGUGAUGAACCAUGAACACAACUGAAGCACGCAAAUUUUCCUUUGAUAACCUUCAUGUUCCUCGCGAUCACAAGAAAUUGAGUUGUUGUUGUUUCAGUCUUGUGAUCAGUUCUUUCAGUUCUAACAACUGCACAACUAAGUACAUACCCAUCUUCAAUCUCCAUUCUAUCGACAAAGUGAGUCUUCUUGCUCGGGAUCUUUGACUGCUU